Messenger RNA from Meyerozyma guilliermondii ATCC 6260, 651 nucleotides. RefSeq names its product ethanol metabolism protein. The transcript has a single exon. Lineage: Eukaryota; Fungi; Ascomycota; Pichiomycetes; Serinales; Debaryomycetaceae. Gene Ontology annotation, cellular component: mitochondrion; cytoplasm; membrane. The record is from RefSeq and is a predicted model, not a curated record. The coding region runs from base 1 to 651 and encodes 216 amino acids.
AUGCAGUCGUAUAUGUGCGUCGCGAUCUCGGACUUGCUCCGUUUUUCGAGCAUGUACUCGGCCUAUAAAAACCUCCUUAGAACAAGACCCCUUACAACCAAUUGCAUUACUACUGGAUUUCUAUUUGCUACAGGUGACAUUCUUGCACAAACUCAAUUCUCCCAUACUGAUGACAACUCAAAACCACCAUUUGAUUUUAACAGAACUUUGCGGGCAACCAUUUACGGAAGCAUCAUAUUUGCACCAAUUGGCGACCGAUGGUAUAAGACCCUAGCCAAAAUCAAAGCACCCAGAUCAAUCUCCAACUCCAAAACAGACACUUUGGCAAGAGUGAUGGCGGAUCAGUUGGGAUUUGCUCCUUUUCUAGGAGUUCCCUUGUACUACUCGGCAAUGACAUUUCUUGAAAUGCGACCAAACCCAGCCAAGGAAGCCAUUGAAAGGGUGGAGAAUAACUGGUGGUCCACGCUUAAAGUUAAUUGGUGCGUUUGGCCUGUUUUUCAACUAUUUAACUUUGGGUUGGUUCCUGUUCAGUUCCACUUGCUCACAGUGAAUGUAAUUAGUAUCGGUUGGAACUGUUAUAUUAGCAUGCUCAAUGCACGCCAUGGAAAGAUCGCGGGUGUUCCAUUGGAAGAGGAGCAGGUGAUGAUGUGA